Messenger RNA from Cucurbita maxima (winter squash), 1197 nucleotides. RefSeq lists its product as uncharacterized. The record is from RefSeq and is a predicted model, not a curated record. Gene Ontology annotation, biological process: protein folding; response to salt stress; response to hydrogen peroxide. The coding region runs from base 108 to 890 and encodes 260 amino acids. Lineage: Eukaryota; Viridiplantae; Streptophyta; Magnoliopsida; Cucurbitales; Cucurbitaceae. The transcript is spliced from 6 exons.
UUCUCCAUUUCCUCGCGCCAUCACUUGUUCACUACAAAGCCCUUGCACUGUCCUCUAGAAACUGCUACAGUUUCAUUUGAUCUCAGGGUUUUCUCAAGCUUAUUCUGAUGGAGCACCACGCCGGAAAACGCAGACUCGACGUCCUUGCUGCCCAUCUCGCUCCCGCAGGUGAUAUUUCCACUGGACAAGCCCACGUUCUCCCUGCGAAUUGCUGUAGCUACGGCAGUUCUGUGAUUCGGAGAUUCGAUAAUAAGACGUACUUUGCAAGACAAGGAUCUGAGGCUUGUGGUGCUUAUAUGAGGCAGGCUUCAGCUACAGAGAUGAUAUUUCAGGUUCAGGGUAAUCAACGAUCUAAUUCUCAGCCGUUCUUGGAUGUCUCCGAAGGUCCAGUGUAUUCAAGACCUGCAAAGGAUGGAGGGAUUCCCAGUAUUGGAAUAGAUCAGCUUAUGACUCAGAAUUUCAAUUUGAUUGCAUCUGAACCUCCAUUGUUUGCAAGAGCAUGUUUGGGAAUCAAUGAACAAAAUAACCAUGUCAUUUCGGAGGCAAAACUGCCAUCCUCUGGAUCAAAAGGAAUUGGUGGUUUGUCUCCGAGGAUGGAUGUGGCAGAAUCAGGUCGAGGUUAUGUUUUGACUGUAGAAAUUCCAGGAGUAAAGAUCAAUGACAUUAGAGUCGAGGUCGAUGACCAAAAGUUGACCAUAAUCGGCAAACGCUCAAAUCAAUACUGUGGAGUGGUAGGAUAUUCAAGCGACUCGAUCUCUUCAUAUCACAAGAGAGAGAUAUCACAAGGGCCUUACCAGGUUGUGUGGCCACUUCCAAUCAACAUUAAUAAGGACGGAGUCUUAGCUGAGUUCUGGGAUGGAUUACUACGGAUCACUCUACCGAAACUCUGAGAGUUGUUUUCCUCAAAAGUCAUACAAAUGCAUGAGAUAUAUGGUACGCUCGAAUAGCUCCCAAUCGAAACCAUCCAGUAUCUUUAUAUUCGUACAUUCCAUAGGCGAAAUAACCAAAGACAGUUUAUAUAAGUACGUCUACAAUAUUCAUAUGAAUGAAUGUGGAUUGCUGUCGAAAUAUAUAUAUGUAGAUGUAUAUGUAUGUCUGGUUCUGCAAUGUUUGGCUGUUGCUAAGAUGGACUUGGUAUUCAACUUGUGGUUUAAGUUGGGCUAUGUUAUAUUAUAACUAAGUUCAGAUUUUCUUCUA